Gymnodraco acuticeps is the source of this 5618-nucleotide messenger RNA. RefSeq names its product lysine methyltransferase 5B (gene kmt5b). Bases 458 to 3058 code for a protein of 866 amino acids. Gene Ontology annotation, cellular component: nucleus. The transcript has 10 exons. The record is from RefSeq and is a predicted model, not a curated record. Lineage: Eukaryota; Metazoa; Chordata; Actinopteri; Perciformes; Bathydraconidae. Gene Ontology annotation, molecular function: protein binding; histone H4K20 methyltransferase activity.
UUUGUGUACAUCCGACAAUUACUACCAAACUAAGUAGCAAUUGUGGACCUCUUUUUUUUAAAAGAGAGCUACGAAAAUUCUAAAACCGCGCUCACUUUUAAAGUUUCAUACUCUAUCCUCGAGAACUGUCUCCCGUUUCGACCCCGACAGACGACUUCGGCUGCGUUAUUUGUUGGAUCUAUUUUCUUUUGGGGAUGGCUGUGCUGCGCCUUUUUCUCCUUCGCUCCGCCAUCUUGAAUUGUAAUGUUAGUUUCUAAAAAAAAAAAAAAAUUGUGUUUCCUGUGAUAUUUUUUGUUUAGGGUGUCGUGCCAAAUUUGGAUGAGUUUGAAGGAGUUUGAUUUCGUGAUUGUUUUCACAAAAUCACAUUUGUUUCAAACUCUAGACCCCAGUCUUCCCCACUCAAGAGUGUUUCUUCAUCUCGGAGACUAAAUGCAACUGGACCAGGGGGAUUGUGGGCAUGAAGUGGCUAGGCGAAUCCAAGAACAUGGUAUUAAAUGGCAGACGACACGGAAACAAGUUGACCAGCGAGCAACAUGUGAGCCAGACUCACUCACAGCGAGUGUCCCUGCGACACAGCAAAAACAGAAGUCGGAGGUGUAGCCGCAGUUUGGUGUUUACAGGGUUUAUUGCAGCCAGCCUGGAGGCAGAGAGGCGCUGUGUGCCCUCGUCAGGAAUGACUGCCAAGGAGUUGUGUGAGAAUGAUGACCUGACCACAAGCCUCAUCCUGGAUCCAUACCUGGGCUUUCAAACUCACAAAAUGAACACCAGAUUUCGACCAAUUAAGGGAAGGCAAGAAGAGCUUAAGGACAUCAUCGAGCGCUUCAAGAAACACGACAACUUGGAGAAAGCUUUCAGAGCUUUGACGACCGGAGACUGGUCUCGAAAUCAAUUUCUCCACAAGACGAAAGCUCAAGAAAAGCUCUUUAAGCAACAUGUAUUUGUGUAUCUGCGGAUGUUUGCCACAGACAGCGGGUUUGAGAUUCUCCCUUGUAAUCGCUAUUCAUCAGAGCAAAAUGGAGCUAAAAUUGUGGCAACAAAGGAAUGGAAGAGAAAUGACAAGAUCGAGUACCUGGUGGGAUGCAUUGCCGAGCUUUCAGAGAGUGAGGAAAACAUGCUGCUCCGGCACGGGGAGAAUGACUUCAGCGUCAUGUAUUCAACCCGCAAGAACUGUGCGCAGCUCUGGCUGGGACCAGCUGCGUUCAUCAAUCACGAUUGUCGACCAAACUGCAAGUUUGUAUCGACAGGACGGGACACAGCCUGUGUGAAGGUUUUGAGGGACAUUGAACCAGGAGAGGAAAUCUCUUGUUACUACGGAGACGGUUUUUUUGGGGAAAACAAUGAAUAUUGUGAAUGCUAUACAUGUGAACGACGGGGCACUGGUGCUUUCAAAUCCAAAGCUGGGCUGCCAGUGGAGGUGCCGGUGAUCAACAGCAAGUACGGGUUGCGGGAGACGGACAAGCGUCUCAACAGGCUGAAGAAGCUGGGGGAAGGAAACAGGAGCUCAGAUAGUCACUCUGUAGGCUCCCACACCGAUGUUGACUCUCAGGAAAUGCCAAAAACACAUCAAUCUGCCAGAAAAAGAACAUCAUCUUCUGGCCUGAAGUAUAAAAACAGGACUCAAUCCAGACAGACUUUGUCAAGAGCCCUUACUACCUCAUGUUCAAAACAAGGUCGUGUAAACAAUAACAGGGUACCAAAGAGACUAAAAUCCCAAUCCAAGCCUUCACUAAGUAAAGUCCAGUUGCGGAGUCGCAGGAGGGGUGCAGAGCCCAAGGCGUUGGCCAAAGGAGAGACUUGCCAGCUGGGUCUCAGGGACUCAAAGGUGUCGCUGUGUAAAGGCGUCACCGUGAAGAACGAGAAGGAUGGACAGGAGCUGGUGCAGCAGACAUUGGGCCAGCGGGGCUGCCUCACCCGUCAUGCUGCCAAGGAAAAUGGCAAUCUACAACAUGUGCAAGGUAGUGAGGGCAGUCAGUGUUCGACGUACAGAACUCGCAGGUCCACAAGGACCCUGGUAACAGCCCAGGAAGCUGCAGCUGGUGUUAAGCUAGAGCCCAGUGCUAUGGACGGCUUGAGCCCAGUCCCUGGUGGAGUGGUCAUUAAAACAGAGCCAGCUGACAUGGAGUACCACCUCCACCAUGGGGUAGGACAUGAGCAGCCAUCGUUAGACUCUGGCUAUGCCAGAACAGGCUCAUGCCCCGGGCGGAAACGGCCAACACGAACAAUUAAAUGUGAGGACUCGUACGACGAGCCGUUCAUGCCGGUGGCUGCUAGUCACAACACUAACUUCUCAGACUGUGGGAAUAUGGUGUUGAGCUUCGCCGACCGGCAUAGGGACUACAACGGGGUUUCCAACGGCAGCAAAUCUCUUCGCAGGGACAAGGGCAAGAGUAGCUGUCGGUCACAGGACAAGGUGAAAAAGAAGCGUCAGAUCACGCGAUAUGACGCCCAGCUGAUCCUGGAGAACAGCACAGGUAUCCCCAAACUGACGCUCCGCCGGCGGAGGGACAGCAGCAGUAGCAAGACCAACGACACCAAGGACCCCAUUGGCUCCUCCAACCUCUCUGCCUCUUCGGUCAACUCGGCCUCUUCCAGCAAAAUCAGCAUCAAGUUCAGCAAGGACCAUGACAAGGACAAAGGCAGCUCAUACAUAGCCAAACUAAAUAACGGAUUUUCCCCCGGGGUCCACAGCAACUCCACCAAGCUGAAGUUCCAGCUGAAGAGGGAGGACGAUGCACGGAGGAUAUCCCAGACCAAGGCGGACCAGAUGUCCUUUAACGGGGACAUGGGCCAGAGUCUGGACUCCAGGAAUGGUGGACAUCGGACCCAAAAGGUCAUGGCAGAGCCCUCGUCAUCGUCGUCCUCAUCGUCAUCUUCAGAGGAAGACACGGACGACGAGGAAGAGGAGGAUGACGAUGACUACUUCGACAAUGAGUUCGAAGACGAUUUCAUUCCACUUCCUCCAGCGAAGCGCCUCCGACUCAUUGUGGGUAAAGACUCGAUAGACAUCGAUAUCUCCUCCAGGAGGAGAGAGGAUCAGUCCCUGAGGCUCAAUGCAUAAGCUGUGGAGCUCAUCACUCCCACCUUUCCCCUGUAAAUAAAGAUGACUCGCUAAUCAACUGUUGUGUUGAUGUAAAAGAAGUACAGUAAUUUAAAGAAAAAAGAAAUUGCUGAAAAGUUAAACAUUUGAAUGAACGUUACUAAAAGGUGCUGUUGACCUAAAACAAAUGUCUGUUAUUCACCUAUGUUUAUAAUUUAGUUUCAAUUUGAGUUUAAAAAAAAAGAAACAAAUACUCAAGAGAAAAAGUUUAAUCACCAACUCCAUUUUCCUGCAUUUUGGCCCUGUCUACACGAAUAGAGAUAAUUUAGAAAACUGAUAUUUUUGCUCACGUUUUAGUCUCCUCCCCAUACAAACAGAAUUUUCAGUCACCUAAACAGAGAUUUUCAAAAACUGUGGUUACUGUGUAUCCGUGUAAAACGUAGUGUUUGAGAAAUAAAGCUUUGUGUAAUGAGCAUGCGCGUGAAACAAUGGCGGACUAACUGUCGGCUUUUGUAAAGUAACACUAGGCAGCAAACCCACCUCAUCUUGCAUCCACAUGUUUUACAUUCACAAGACAAACUCGCUGCACAUUCUCCGAAUCUUCUAACGUGGUAUUCGACGCAUCGUUGACAUGGCGCCACCUAUUGGUCCGACAAAUAUUUGGAGUUGGUUUGCGGAGGAGAUAGUUUGGGAAAAAAGGCAAGAUGGACAGCUUUUAUUUUUUAAAUGUAUUCGUAUACGUGUAGACGGAGCCAAAUAUUUGCAUUCUGCGUUAAAUGAAAAGGGCAGGAAGUGGUCCUCUUCUGAAUAAUCUGGCCUCAUCCUAAGUGAAAAAAAAGCAUUUGUUUUAAGUUCAACUCUUCCUUUAAGUGAAUGCACUUGUUAUAUUCAUAAUGGACAUGGAUAUUGUAGAAAGUGUACAGUAUGGUGACUAUCCCCCUCUGUCUCAUAGGCAGGUUUUUAUUGAGCUUUUGAUUUCUGUCUCAUAGUUUGUAAUCUUUUCUGUGGUGAACCAUGCUGUGUGUCGUGGAUUCUCCGGAGGCAUUAUAAGAACAGUCAGUCAGUUCAUUUGGAUUCAGGUGCCAUGUUCUCAUUAUCCCAGUAGUUCUCCUGGUUUAAAGAACCACUUGAAUUUCAUGAAUUAUCAACAUUAUUUACUGUGUAAGUUAAUCACGUGUCUCUCUGUAGAGUUCAAUCAUGCAAUUUUAAACCUUUAAACAAAUCUGUGCUAUCAUGUUUUUCACCAUAGAAAGAGAAGCAAACUGUUUUAUAUAUGUUAUUAACAUGCAUCAAAAUGUGCUACAGACCACUUUGCAGUAACAUUAUGCAUGUGUGUGUUUAGUUUGCCUGCAGUUGUCGCACAUUCACGACACAAACGAUACGAUGGAGUUGCACAAUGUUUUCUUUUCCAGUGAAUCGACUCCACGGCGCUGUAAAUAAAGUCAAUUAAGCUGCAGAAUUCAAAGAAAUAAAAGCACACCGUUUUUUAUAAUCAGUCGAGGAUAAAUGAAUGGGCUUUGUCUUUGGCGCUACUGUCAUAAUGGUAACAUGGCACACAUGGUCGUUCAAAGGUAAAUCAAACCAAAUCCGUACAUUAAGGCUACCUAUUUGCUUUAAUUUGUAAUUCUGAAAAGUAAUGUACAGAAAGACUGGCUCAUGUCCCUCAGAUUUAUUUUCUCUAAAUGUCCAGUCUCACCUUUUCAGAAGUCAACAAAGAUGUCCGUCUACACUAAAAUCACAUUGUCUGAAAUGUUAGUGUAAUCAUGUAUUCUUUUCUCUAUGGUGCUACUUUUGUUUCCUUGUCAUCUUUGUGUGAGUCUGUCCUGUGUGACUCUUUACUGGUAGAUGGUGGCAGCAUUAACUUCGACAGGCCCAACAAUUCUGUAGAAAUACACAUUUUUAGAGCAGUAAUAUAAGUUAUCAGUUGUCUGUAGCCUUCAUUUACUUUUUUUGCAGAAACUUUAAGAAAUUGUCUAUCCCACAGCAUUAGGUGCCUUAACAAAAAGCUUUUUCACACACUUAGACCACAUUUGUAACUAAUCAUUGAAAAGUGACAAUGCUAAAGCCAUCUGCUCCCCCCUUGAAAUUAUUGAAACACGAUAAGUCCACCGCCAGUCCUUCUGUAUAUUAUUUUAUUUUUGUUGUGUGGAAGUUAAGGAACUGUCUAAUAGAUUCAAGGGAUCAACAGAGUUUGAAUGUUAACCCACUUCUCCUUGUGUGUACUGUUCAUAUCACCAGCAGCUAAUCACCGUUCUGAUCCUGGCUCAGUUCCCCCCUUUGUCGGACGUCUCCAUCCUACACUGUAAACUGUUCCAGGUGUAACGUCUGUGUUGUCUUUGUCCAAUAGACAGCUGUCAAGAUUCCCAAUUGAUUAAAAAAGUUAAAGCAAAAAAAAUUAAAAAGGAAACACAAAUGUGAAUAGUUUGCGGACAUUUUAGCGUGUAACGUGGGUAGUGGGAAACGUAAAGAGAAUUAAAAAUGGACAGUGCGUAUAUUGUCCGAUAUGUAAAUCUUGUGAACACAUCUUGUACUUAUUUAACAGUUUUGAAUACUUUAAAACUAUAUAAAGUUUCUUUGUGAA